UUCUGGCCCACAACAGGUUAUCCCCUUGAUCAGAUCGUCCACGUGACACCAGUUUUGUUAACUGCAGCAGAGGAGCGGUGCAUUGCUCACCGGGCUCGCUCAGGCCAUCGUCCAGAUAUCUUUCCUACACCGCACAUCUUCCUGCCCGCCCGAAGACUCACUGGGAUAGCGGCCAGUACCUCUAAGAGCUUGCUCGCUGGAUGCACCGUCUGCUCAGGCUGUCUCGCAUACCGCCUGCUACUCCGAAUCGUGGCGUCUCUACAGUGUUAUAUACCAACUCUCGCCUGACGUCUCGCUCCUAUAUCCGAAACCAUAAUCUGCACACGCAGAACGUCAUGAGUGAAAGGGAUAAGACGUUGUCUAACGGUGGCCCAAGCGAGAGCUUCGGGAAUUUCGACCUGGUGAAGCGUCUCAAGCUGGACUUUGCCGACGUUCUCGUAUCUAAGUGGAAGAGCAGAGUGACCGGCUUGUCUGUUGUCCAUCUCGAUUAUGAAGCUCCCAUUGUGAACGGAUACUUCGUGAUCGCCACUGAAAUUUUCGAUGACAGCGGCUGUCCUCAUACUCUGGAACACCUCGUAUUCAUGGGUUCGGAGCGAUAUCCUUAUAAGGGCAUCAUAGACCAUCUCGCAAAUCGUGGUUUUUCCAAUGGCACGAACGCAUGGACGGAUACGGAUCAUACAGCGUACACUGUAUCGACGGCUGGAGAGCAAGGGUUCCUACAGCUGCUACCGGUAUAUGUCGACCAUAUCCUGUACCCAACGCUCACAAAGGCAGGAUUCAUAACAGAGGUUCACCACAUUGACAGCAAAGGCCACGAUUCCGGUGUAGUCUACAGCGAGAUGCAAGGCAGGGAGAAUACAUCGCAGGACCUGAUGGCACUCCGCAUGCAGCGCCUAAUGAACCCGCCAGGGAGCGCUUAUCGCAGCGAAACGGGCGGUCUCAUGGCAGCUCUCAGGCAGCUCACGGUUGAGAAGAUCCGCGAGUACCAUCACAAAUAUUAUGUACCGCACAAUUUAGCGCUUAUCGUCACCGGCAAGCUGGCUUCUGGCACCACCUCUCUCCUCAGUGUUAUUGAGAAACAGAUUGAACCGGUCCUGGUCGACCAUGGCCAGAACCACGGUCCCCGGCCUCUGGGAUGGAAACGUCCAUUCGCUGAGACGCCGAGUGCUCUGCGAGGACCUAUUCAAACGACUCUCAAGGAAACGGUCGAGUUCCCGGAGAAGGACGAAAGUGUUGGCGAGCUGGUAAUUGGUUUCAUGGGACCUCCGCCCAAUGCAUUCCUGGAGAGGAAGGCACUUGACAUUCUUGGGACGUACCUUACAUCCUCCGCAGUGGCACCGCUGAACAAGGAGUUUAUUGAGGUCGAGUCGCCACUCUGCACGUACAUUUAUUUCGGCGAAGAUACUCGCGCGACGUAUGUUGACCUUCCCGUUUACGUCGGCUCUGUGCCUACCGAGCAUCUCGACACUUUCGACCAGAAGCUCAAGGACAGCUUUCGGCGAAUUGCCGACGAGGGCGUCGACAUGAAACGCAUGGCUAUGGUCAUCAAUCGCGAUGAGCGCCAGCUUCGCAGCAAGAUCGAGACAUCCAAAGGCGAUACCUUCUCUGGCACCAUCAUCACCGACUUUCUGUACGGUGCCGAGGAUGGUUCGGAGCUCGAUCCUUCUAUGGAUGAGAUCAACCAAUAUGCUCAACUCCGGAAGUGGUCGAGCAAGAAUUGGACUGAUCUUCUCAGAAAGUACUACGUGGAUCCGCCCUCUAUUGUUGUGCAAGGCAAACCCUCCGGUGCAAUGGCCGACAAGCUCGAGGCAGACGAGAAGAAGCGCAUCGCUGACCAGAAGGCGCGAUUGGGACCGGAAGGACUCGCUAAGGCUGAACGGGAGCUCGAGGCAGCCAAGUUGGAACAUGACCGGGAAAUCCCUAAACAUAUCUUGACCUCGUUCCCCGUGCCUGAUGUGAAGAGUAUCUCAUGGAUACCUGUGCAGAGUUUGCAGGAGAUCGGCGAGGGCAAGGGGCGUCAUCGGACAGUGGAACAGACUAAUAACGCUGAGCUUGCGAAGCACGUUGCAAAAGACGGGGAUCUGUUGCCCUUCUUCGUCCAGUAUGACCAUGUCCACUCUGACUUCAUCACCAUCAACGCCUACUUCUCCCUCGCCAGGUUGCCCAACAGACUGCGCCCCUACAUCUCUACCUACCUCUCCUCUUUCUUCUCACUGCCCGUGAAGAGAAGUUCUGGAGAGGAGCUGACGCACGAGCAGGUCGUGAACAAGCUCGACGACGAUACCGUGUCAUAUGAUGUUGGACUUGGAGUUGGCGCUGCCUUCAACGAGAUGAUGCGUGUCAGCAUCAAGGUCGAGUCUGCUAUGUACGAGUCUGCCAUCGCAUGGCUAAGAGAUCUCCUCUAUGGUAGCGAAUUCGACAAGGAUCGCUUGCAAAUAACCAUUGCCAAGAUCCAACAAGCACUGCCAGAGUUGAAGCGCGAUGGAGACAACGUGCUAGCAUCCGUCUCCUCUGAGAUGCUGUACAGCGAAGAUUCCACUUCGCGGUCUGGCAGCAUCCUGCCACAGAUCGAGUUCAUCCCAAGGCUUGCGCAGCAGCUUCAGGAUUCGCCAGAGGAAGUCAUUAAGGAUUUCGAAGAGAUCAGGCGGCACAUCACAGAUCCCACUGGCGUUCGGCUCUCUGUUGCUGGGAAUAUGUUGGGCAUCAAGCUGCCUCGAAGUCCCUGGAGAAAGUACUUCGAGCAACUACCAGCAACUGAGCUGGCGCCUGUCACAUUAGCUAUCGACACUCUCAGCUCUCUGGGUAAGAACCCCGUCAAGAAGGCGGUCGUGGUCAGCCUUCCGACAAUCGAGAGCUCCUAUGUCGCACAUACCACAAAGGGUAUCCAAGGUUUUGCCCAUCCCGAUUAUCCAGCUCUUCGCGUAGCUAGCGAGGUUCUCAACGCUACAGAGAGCUUCCUAUGGAGGUACAUUCGUGGGUCGGGAUUGGCCUACGGUGCACAUGUAUCUGUGGACCUCGAAGCUGGUCUUCUGGGAUUUGGACUUUACAGGAGCUCAAAUAGUAUGAAGGCGUUGGAGCAGGCUAGAACGGUGAUCCAAGGCCUCGUGGAUGGAUCAAUACCACUGGAAGACACCACGAUUGACGCAGCGAAAAGCAGCAUCGUCUUCGGUGUCACGAAGAGCGUGUCGACACCGGGUCGCGCGGCAUUGUCCUCCUUUCUAAACCAAGCCUUCAAGGGCGUCCAUCAAAACCACAAUGUCAAUCUCCUGGAGAAGUUCCAGGCAGUUACAAAGGACGACGUCCUGUCGGUUUUACGCGUCCAUUUCCUGCCGCUUUUUCACUCUUCGUCCUCUGUCGCAGUAGUUGUCACUGCACCCUCGAAGGCCGCGGAUAUCGGGGAAGAGUUAACCAAGCUUGGCUUUGAAGUAAAGCAGCGGACACUUCAAGCUGAUCCCGAAGAAGAUAACAAAGCGGAAAGCGGCAGCGAGAGCGCUAUUGACAGUGAGAGUGAUAGCGAGGACAGCCGAUGAUGACACACUGUAAUGGCUGAGCAAUGCAUAUAUCUACUACUCUUUGUCGUCCCGACGGACAUAUCAAUGGGAUCAGCGUCUCCUAGGAAGAUGCUACAGCCGAAUUAUCCGCGUCCGCUGCAGUGGAAGAGCCUAUGACCUCAAUCAUUUUCUCGGACGCCUGUCCCGCCCUGAGCUCAACAUCCUCCAGGAAGUCAUUAUCAACAAGAAAUCGGAUAGCUUGCGAGAGAUUGGACACCGUCAUGCGUAUCUCAGGAGUGAGUAGCUGAUAACGCGCGUUUAAAUAUCUGCAUGGGGGGUAGAAGUAGUAUGUACUUACAUUGCGUAGAAGAGAUGGACGUGAGGCGAAGGGAUUGUUAAGUGGCUUCCGG
Messenger RNA from Laetiporus sulphureus 93-53, 3901 nucleotides. RefSeq lists its product as uncharacterized. Lineage: Eukaryota; Fungi; Basidiomycota; Agaricomycetes; Polyporales; Laetiporaceae. The coding region runs from base 201 to 3530 and encodes 1109 amino acids. The record is from RefSeq and is a predicted model, not a curated record. The transcript is spliced from 22 exons. Gene Ontology annotation, molecular function: metal ion binding.